Molecule: messenger RNA, 4290 nt
Organism: Anopheles moucheti
Lineage: Eukaryota; Metazoa; Arthropoda; Insecta; Diptera; Culicidae
Exons: 7
Coding region: 1456-2364 (302 amino acids)
Source: RefSeq, a predicted model, not a curated record
ACCUGGUUUCUGGGGUAAACUAAAUCACAGCUAGCCAGCCAGUAAGCCUUGCAACACGUUAUGAAGACCAUAGAAGAAGAGGUGUUGCUGGAUGCGUUGAAUGGAUGCUGCACCCUAAUAGCUCUUCUCCCAUAGGAUACCGUAGGAAUUUCAAAUACUGUUUUGAACACCGAAUGGAAUGUGUCUGACAAAAUAACGAUAAAACUGCAUCUUCAGUGUUGAUCACGUGUAUUUGCUCGGGACGAUGCAAUUGAAGUAACCCUCCGCCCACUUAGCCCCGGCAAAAAAAAGACUAGCACGUCUAAAAACCCGACCACUUCCGUGACAGUUCGCGAUAGUUUUGUCGGUUUUUGCGGUUUAAAACACUACGUUAGCCUUCGGUAGAAGACACGGUUUUGCACUUACAUGUUGUUUUUUUGUUCUACUGCAGUUUUAUGGCUGUUGCAUGUAUGUGUGAGUAUGUUUGUCUGUGUGUUUAGUAUUCGCUUAUCGAUUAACAGUUUGUUCACUCCCGUCCAUUUUAAAAACCGCUCGGUCAGGGAGGCACGUCUAAGAGAAUGCUAGGCGUUUGUACGCACCGUGAGUGAAAAAAGUAACGAUAGUACGCAAAAAGGAACACGACUGUGGUUUCCACAUGGCGAGAACAAAUGACUCCAAGCAGCGCACAACGUGGCACAAACAACAGAAUUUGCACUGGAGCAGUGACUCCCGCUGCUAGAACCGCUGGAAGGCAUUUGCUAUGUGCGCACACAUCUCUGGUGGAACGUCUAAAUAUAUCGGAUCUGAUAACGUUCCGGACGUUGCACUCCGUAGCAAAAGACAAGCCAUUAAACUUUAACAAACACAAAAUCAACUACCGACGGAACGGAAUGAUUCUGUGCCGCUUCACAAUACAGUCCGCCUUAUGGGCAAACGUUCGUUUCCGUCCGCAUGCAGGGGCUGUUGAACGCGGGACACUAAAGGCUAACCAUCGUUGUCCAUCAGCGCGGCUCGACAACUCCUAACAAACGCAUAAGAUGUACGAACAGUGAAACACCUGCCCACUCCAGCUGUAUUAGCGUUCCGUGUGUCUUCCCGACUCGUGGAUCGGAUCGAGAGACCUCGUUUUAUGUUACUUUCUGUUCAUUUUAUCACCUUAUUACCAACCACUGAGAUAUCGAGGCCCGGCCCACGGAGAACACCUUGCAGGCAGACAUCAACCGAAUGCAUACGUCGCAGUUUAGGAGACUCAAGUUGUGAUUUUACCAACAUCGACAAACCCUGCAACACUAGCUGCUAGCGCUUUUGCGGGUACCGAAGGGCGUUAAAUAUAGCUGUACGCGCAUUCAGCUUCCAGAGGAAAAAAAAAACAAAGCAAAAACGCUCCCUCCGCAAUCAACCAUCAAACGAAUACGAAAUCAUUUUUGGCUCAAACAAAACGCGCUCGCGCUGAAUCGAAAAUUCUACCGCUCAAACAUGUCGUCCAGCUGCUGCGGCACAAAGAAACAGAAGCUUAACGGGAACUACUCCUCCGCCAACGGUUACUGUACGUCUACGGGCAAUACGGGACGGACCAGCAACGGUGUCGUCGAAGGCACCCAGAACAAUCACAGCUAUUACGGCCGGGGCUCUGGUAGUAGCGGCAGCCAGCAGCAACAGCAGUCGUCCUCAUCGUCAUCUUCGUCAUCAUCGUCGUCAUCGACGGCGGCCUACAAUGGCUAUCUGAUGAACGGUCACGGUAGCCAUCUGCCGCAGCAACCCUCGAUGAUCGGUUCGAUGCCGGAGAUGUGCUUCUUCUGCUUCGAGGUGCUGUACCGCGAACUGCACAACCUAGAGGAACCACGCACACCGUGCUUUACCAAUGAUCCAUAUCCACUGUUUGUGACUUGGAAAAUUGGCAAGGAUAAGCGGCUGCGCGGCUGUAUCGGUACCUUCAGCGCAAUGCGUUUACAUUCAGGUCUUCGCGAGUAUGCAAUAACAAGUGCUUUAAGAGACUCUCGUUUCUCGCCAAUCACCCGUGAUGAGAUCCAAAGACUGACCGUCUCGGUGUCAAUCCUUCAAGGCUUCGAGGAGGCACGCGGUUACCUGGACUGGACGCUCGGCAUUCAUGGCAUCCGGAUUGAGUUCUACAACGAGCGUGGUUCCAAACGCACCGCAACCUAUUUGCCACAGGUUGCUACGGAGCAAGGCUGGGACCAAACGCAGACGAUCGAUUCGCUGCUCCGGAAGGGUGGCUACCGGGCUCAGAUCACGUCCGAGAUGCGCCGCUCGAUCAAGCUAACCCGCUACACCUCACAGGAGUGUCAAAUGUCGUACAACGAGUAUCGCGAUCUGCUCGAGAAACAAUCUCACUACCACGGCCAGCUCUGUAAGAUGCAAUGCUAACAUCAUCAACCGAACCGCGGCACAACAAGCUCACGGCGUUGCCAUUCUUCAUCAUUAUUAUCUUACCAAAAUGGGUUCGCGUUCCCGUCUAAGUUGGGCAUACGAUAUAUAACUUGAAAUUGUCUAUUUAAAAAACUAUUCAUGUUCUAUUUCAUUUUUAUUCAUGUUGCUCAACCUAAUUACUAUUAUUUCAUUCUCUCUCUGUCUCUCUUCUCGGCGCAACGACCAACUAGGUCAUUUCUGGCCUACUGGGCUUAUUUUACCACGUAACCGGAUCCUUGCUACGGGGGAUUGGAUCGGAUGGGAUUUUAUCCAUUUGUCCAGUCCGUUCGUUUGAAGACCGGGUCGUCCCGGGACUAUUUCAUUCUAGGAUGAUCAAAUUAUGCUUGACCUUUUGUUGUCUUGCAGUUUUUGGUUACGACCCUUUUACCGCUUUUUAUUUUAAUGAGUUUGAGCGUACAAGAGUUGGAUUCACUUUUUGCUUCGCUUUUGAAUUUCUAAUUCCCGCUUUUGAAAAAUUAAUUUUAUUUUUUUAAAAUUGAUAUCCAUGUACAAAACUACACACACUGUCAAAAUUUUCAAAUCCAAUUCAAUUCAAACCAUAACUCGCGACAGGAUUGAAAACUUCCGGAUAUUCAGGUAUCAAAAGAUGUUCGACAACACUCGCCGUUCGGCAUCACCACAUUGGUUUCUGUGUCUAAUAUCGUGGAUGACUCCACAUGCCUGACAACAAAGCUAUUUUGCACCAGGUGUUCCAACAUCACUCCAUCUUAGUGAUGUGAUGCGUUGCAAAGCAGGACGGUGCAGUGUUGUUCGAAUUAUCCUAUAGCUGAAUAAUCAGCCCUUCGUAAAGACGAAGAACACGCAAUCCAGUCAUGUUUUGAACACCGGAAACCCCCGGGCUGACUGUUGCCAGUCUCGUGCAUUACCGACUAUACUAAUAGAACGACCCAACAACGUGUGCAUCUACACGGUACUAAACUGAUACUAUCUAUUUGUUUGUGAUUUUUCAAUUACAAACAUCGGUACAAAACCAAACCAAUAUUCUUACGCUUAUCAUUACGACGAUGGGACUUGUGCAGCAACCCGGGUUUGCAUCAUUAGUGUGUUCUAAUUUUAAGCUCUAUUUUUUAUUCAAAAACAACGGUCACGCCGUAUUGAUUGUAACUAUUGGUAACUUAAUCUAUGGUACAAUUCUCAUUCGUUUGAAGACAUUUCCUUCUCCAAACCGUAAAAGGACACCUUAUCUCGGAUGUACUCGGCCGUAGCUCUAAAUUUUGUAUGCGAUUCAUUUGUUUUUAAAUUUUACUUCUAAUAUCCCUCAUCCCCUUAAUUUGCACUACUCAGAGGUGAAAACUCAAAAGAAUUCUUAAUACCCAGGCUAAUUUGCUAAGCGAACCAACGGUUCGUUAAUGUAGCAGUAGACGUGGGGGUUGAUAACUAUUGUUUGUCUAUUCUAAGGUAUGAGCAUAGGUUAAGGAAUAAUCGAUCAUAACGUUUACGCUAACUGAUUACGCUAGUACCGUAUACCGUGUUUAGAGGGCGGCAACAAAUAACUGCUACUGUUACGCUGGUUAAGGUAUCCCUUUUUCAAUUCAGCAAGCCCUGAGUGCAGACCACAUGCAAAGCAGAACCGAAAAUGUCACAUAGCCGUGAGAGUUCUGAACCUCUCCAUGCCGUUCAACCAGCAAAUCGGUGCAUUUUCACGAAACGUUUUCGUCUAGCUGCAAGUGCUAAUGAAUAAACAAAAGCAAAACAAAAAAAUCCAAAAUUCCCAACCCCACUCUAAAGCAAACCAACAUUGAUAAUUGAUAAGCAAAUUAAGCAUAUAACUACAAAAAAAAAAAAAAAAAAAAACAAUGCGAAUUCCCAAGCAGGCCGGAAAAGUAAAACUAACAAAAUAAUAACACACAAAUGCAAAGAAAU